This is a messenger RNA of Stegostoma tigrinum, 3958 nucleotides long. Its product is annotated as carboxypeptidase B-like. The coding region runs from base 94 to 1350 and encodes 418 amino acids. Gene Ontology annotation, molecular function: zinc ion binding; metallocarboxypeptidase activity. The record is from RefSeq and is a predicted model, not a curated record. Lineage: Eukaryota; Metazoa; Chordata; Chondrichthyes; Orectolobiformes; Stegostomatidae. The transcript is spliced from 11 exons. Gene Ontology annotation, biological process: proteolysis.
UUAUGCUGCACUUGUUAUAUACAUGUGGCAGACAAUGUAUGGGGUAUAAAUUAGCCUGACCUGACUGGGUGUGUUUUACAAGCAAAGAAAACAAUGGCAAGAGUUUUGUUUCUCAGUUUUCUUACAACUGUUUCUGUCGAAGCUACAGUGGGCCAACACGCAGGGGGUAAAGUGUUUCGCCUGAAACCAGAAAACAAGCAGGACCUGCAGUUUCUGAAGAAUGUGUCCCACACUGGAAAGGUUGACUUUUGGCAUCCACAUUCAAUUGACCUGGUGACAACAAACUGGACCGUAGACUUCAGAGUGGGUGCUGAUUGGGCCUCGCAAGUCCAGGCUGGACUGGAGAAGAUUGGACUGAAAUAUGAUGUGUUGAUUGAGAAUGUGCAGAGCCUGAUGGAGAAACAGUUUGACCAAAAUGCAACAGACUCAACUGGCUAUAAUUAUGAAAGGUAUCACCAGUGGAAUGAGAUUGAAUCCUGGAUCACUAAAGUCACCAUUAAAAACCCGAGACUAAUUUCUCGGUUUGAAAUUGGACAGAGCUAUGAGGAACGAGGAAUCUACGUCCUCAGGGUCGGCAAAAGGACAAGGUUCAUGAAACCUGCCAUCUUUAUGGACUGUGGGAUCCAUGCCAGGGAGUGGAUCUCCCCUGCAUUUUGCCAGUGGUUCGUGAAAGAGGCUGUUACAAAUUAUGGAAUUGAUUCUACAAUGACUGCUCUUCUGGAUAAACUAGAUUUCCUCAUUGUUCCUGUUAUCAAUGUAGAUGGUUAUGUCUAUAGCUGGACCAAGGAUCGAUUCUGGAGGAAAACACGCUCCAGGAAUUCUGGUUCUAACUGUGUGGGCACGGAUCCAAAUCGAAACUUCGAUGCUAGAUGGUGCACUAUUGGUGCCUCAAGGAACCCUUGUGAUGAGACUUACUGUGGGUCACAUGCAGAAUCUGAGAUGGAAGUCAAGGCUGUUGCUAACUUCAUCCGUCAAUACCGUGGCAUCAAAGCUUAUAUCACGAUCCACUCAUACUCUCAGAUGUGCCUUUUCCCCUACUCCUACACCUAUUCAUUGGCAUCCAACUACAAGGAGCUGAAUGCUCUGGCAAGAAAUGCUGUCAAGGUCUUGAGCAGUCUUCAUGGAACUCAAUAUGAAUAUGGCCCUGCAUCAAUUGUAAUAUAUCCAUCUGCUGGUGGUUCCGAUGACUGGGCCUAUGAUCUGGGUAUUAAGUAUUCUUUCACCUUUGAACUCCGAGACACUGGCAGAUAUGGUUUCCUGUUGCCUGAAUCUCAAAUCAAGCCAACAUGUGAAGAAACCAUGUUGGCAAUCAAUUAUAUUGCUGCUUAUGUUCUCAACCAUCCCUAUUAAUCUACCGUGUACAAAAACAGUAUUUGAUGAUCACCAGAAAAUCUAUGUAAGUUAAUUUAAAGUUUAGAAUGUAUGGCUAAAUGUUUGUGCGCCACAAGAACAGAGAGUUUAGGUAUUUCAAAAUUAACUAAUCAUGUUCCUAAACAAAAACAGAAAUUGCUGGAAAAGCUCAGCAGGUCAGUGGAGAGAAAUUAGAGUCAAUGUUGCACGUCCAGUGACCCUCCCUCAGGCCUGAUGGUAGCUCGAAAAACAUCAGUUUGUAUGCAGAAGAGGGGGUGUGAGGAGGGGCUAAGGACUAAAAGAUAGGUGGGGGGUGGAGUCCCAAGAGAAAGAAGAACAGUUGGGCAGACAAAGGAGUAGAAAAUGAUCCAGCUAGGAGGGUCAAUAGCUAUUAAUGGGGACAGUAAGUGGCUAACAAUGGGCGUGUGUAAUAGCAGGCUAUGUGAUAACAAGACCGGGUGUGUGGGGUCUGAAUGAAGGACUUGGGAGAGUUCAAGCCCAAAAGUUACUGAAAUCUGAGUCCAGGAGUUUGCAAAGUUUCCAAGUGGGAAAUGAGGUGCUGUUCUUUCAGCUUGUACUGAGCUUCAAAGGAGCAAGCCUGAGACAGAGAUAUUGGCCAGGGAAUAGGAUGAUGAGUGAAAAUGGCAGGCAACAGGUAGCUCAGGGUCUUUUUCUGUUCCUCGUCAUGUUUCUUGUCUGUUGUAAAUCAGAAAUUAUAGUUACUCUUGCCUGGUUUUUUUUCUCAGACUAUCUGUCCAAAUCUAUUUCUGUCUUCCUUUCUCUUCUUCUGCUGUUUUUCUCCAAAGAAACAUACAGGUAAUACAAAGUUCUUUCCUUUUCCCAGCUCAAUAUUUUAAUUUAAAUUUGACCAAUCUCUUCAAUAAUUUCUUCUGUCCGUGUUUCAGUUUCUAUUCUGUUCUGCUUCCACAUAAGUUUUUAACCUUAAUUCUGUCCUCUGAGUUAGGAUGAGAAGGUAAUGAUGAAGAAAAGAGUUACCAGUCGCAACAGUUUAUCUGAGGACUGCUGGAAAACUGUCACCCUCCAAGAGACCUUUCUCUAUUCUGUCAUUUUUCCCCCCAUUCCUACAUGCUUCAGUUGUACAAGGCCUUAGUGACAGCACAUCUGGAGUACUGUGCAUGACAGUGGUCAUCAUACUUAGGGAAGGAUGUUAAUGUAUUGGGAGCAGAUCAGAGAAGAUUUACUAGACUAACACCUGGAAAGAACAGAUUGUCUUAUGACGAGAGGCUGGAGAGGCUAAGCCUGUAUGGUCUGGAGCUUAGAAGAGUCAGAGAUGUCUUAAUUGAAACAUAGGAGAUCCUGAGUGGUCCCUACUAGGUGGAUGUGGAAAAGAUAUUACUCUUGCAGAGGAAUCCAUAACUCGUUGCCUACUUAAAAAUUAGAUGAGGAACCAUUUUCGCUUCUCUCAGACGGUUGUGAAUCUUUAAGAUUCCCUUCCCCAAAAGGCAGUGAAUACAGAAGCUUUAAACAUUUUUAAGGCAGAGAUAGAUAGAUCCUUGAUGAACUAAGGGGAUGAAAGAUGAAUCAGGGAAAUGCAAGAAUGUGGAGUGGAGGGUAUAAUCAGUUUGUCCGUGAUUUCAUUGAAUGGCAGGGCAAGCUUGAAGGGCUGAAUGGCCUAACAGCUCCUUGUUCAUGUGAUUGUAUUAGUUACUUCAACUGCAUCUCCAAUUUUUCAAUCUCCACUAACCCUUCACUCCUAUCACUGUUCCUAACUCUUCACCAUGAAACCCUGUCCACUUUGUCUAUUUUCUGCUCACCUCACUUUCACCAUUAUUCAACCUGUCUUCCAACCAUAACACUGGGUAAUGUGAGAUUCAACACUUCCACCCUUCAUUUCCAGUCUCCUUUCUUAGCCAUUUACUUGUCUCCGAGGUUAACGUCCCUUUCAAAUUUAUUUUUUAAAAUAAAAGAUCAAACUGUAGAGUAGAAAGACAUGUGACUUAGAUUUCUCUAUCUAUAUAAAUGAGUACAAAAUUCAACUUCAGCAACACUUGGAAUAUUGUGUUCAGUUCUGGUCACCUCAUUACAGGAAAGAUGUAGAAGCUUUAGAGAGGGUGUAGAGGAGAUUUACCAGGAUGCUGUCUGGACUGGAGGGCAGGCCUUAUGAGGAAAGGUUGAGGGAGCUAGGGCUUUUUUCAUUGGAGCAAAGAAGGAUGAGAGGUGACUUGAUAGAGGUUUACAAGAUGAUGAAACGCACAGAUAGGGUGGAUAGUCAGAGUCUUUUUCCCAGGGCAGAAAUGACUAUUAAGAGGGGGCAUAAUUUUAAGGCGAUUGGAGGAAGGUAUAGCAGAGAUGUCAGAGGGAGGUUCUUUACACAGAGAGUGGUGGGCUUGUGGAAUGUGCUGCUGGCAGUGGUGGUGGAGUCAGACACUUUAGAGAUUUUUAAGCGACUCUUGGAGAGGCACAUGGAGGAUAGUAAAAUGUAGGGAAUGCAGGCUAGAUUGAUCUUAGUAGGACAAUAGAUUGGCACAACAUCAUGGCCUGAAAGAGCUGUACUGUGCUAUACUGUUCUAUGUUCUAUGUUCCAAAGGAGAAAAAUGACUGUACUGUAGUAAAUGAAAGCUCAUGGGGAACAAGAUAAUGAAAUGUG